UUUAGUCGUAUCGUUUUCAAGAAGAGCUCCAGCCGCGCAAACGAUCUCAGGGUUUCGAACUUGGCGGGCUGUCUUCCAGCACAAGAUCGUUUUCUUUACCCCAAAACUCUAAACCCUUCCCAUCCCUAAUCUCCUCCCUCUCGUCUUCUCGAUGCUAAAACCCCAUCGGCAACUCCAUCAGAUCCUCACGAUGCGAGCUCUUUGCAGUCUCCUCCACCACAAGAAUCUCCUGAGUCUUUCAACGGCCAAAUCCCUCUCAAAUUCUGGGUUCCUCUUCCCGAAUCCCAAGGAAAAGUCGAGUUCUUUUCACCGAUCAAUCUACUCGGUUCGGAGAUUCGUCCACGAUGGGAAUCGAAGCUGGGAGGAAGAAUAUACGGUUUCGUCCAGCUUUGGAGACCCCGGAGAAAGCCCUAGAGCCUGGACGUCAUACGAUCCCUUCACCGAUCAGCUUGAAUCUAGGGGAGAUGGAGCCAGCGAUCAAGAAGAGGAAUCGACAGCAAGAUUUAGGGCAGGCAAGUCGGCCAAGAAGACAUUUUCUGCAAAGGAGAGGUAUUCGGAAGGGGUUUCGAAUGAGCGGGAGGAUGGACCCGGGGUCAGGACGUUCUUUGAUCCCCUGGAGGAACAGCUUGUAACAAGGGUGGCGGAAGAGGAUGAUAGUCCAGAAGAGAAGAGAUCCAAGACCGAGAAGGUGGUGCAGAAGAGAGUCUUGAAGAAAGAAAAGAAGUCGGAAGAGGAUUCGAGCGAGGGGGAUGAGAGGAAUAGGGUUUCUUUGGGCUCCAGUUCACAGUCCUGGUCAUCUAUUGUGAGAAGGAGAAUGGGGAAGGCCAAGGCCUCUUGGCUUUGUGAUAACUGUGGAGCUAAAUAUGGGCAGUGGUGGGGGACCUGCCCCUCUUGCCAGACCAUGGGCUCGGUGAAGAAUUUCUUGGAGCCCGAACUCAAUAGGUCCAGGGGGACUGAAGUUUCUGAAGCAGCAGUAAGGUCCUGGCUUCUGCAGCAGCCGAGCCAGUUGACUCCUAAGAGCUUGGCUGAUGUCAAUGCUGGGAGGAACGAAUCAGAGUGGCGAAUCCCCCUAUCUGGACACUUUGGGAUGGAGGUUGCUAGGGUUCUUGGUGGUGGCAUUGUACCAGGUUCCUUGGUUUUAGUUGGUGGGGACCCUGGUGUUGGCAAAAGUACAUUAUUAUUACAGAUUGCUGCUAUUGUAGCUCAAGGAUGCAUUUUUAAGGGGCCUGCUCCAGUUGUAUACGUCUCUGGUGAGGAGAGUAUUGAACAAAUUGGGAACAGGGCUUACCGCAUGGGAAUCACAACAGAAGACCUCUACUUGUACUCGAGUACAGAUAUUGAGGACAUCUUGCAUAAAAUCCAAAAACUCUCUCCUCAAGCUCUUAUCGUGGAUUCUAUUCAAACUGUUUACUUGAGCGGAAUUGCUGGAAGUGCUGGAAAUGUUAUGCAGGUUAAGGAAUGCACCUCAGCCUUGUUACGAUUUGCUAAGCAGACAAAUAUUCCUGUUCUCCUGAUUGGACACGUUACAAAAUCAGGAGAUAUCGCUGGACCUCGUAUUUUGGAGCAUAUUGUGGAUGCUGUUUUAUAUAUGGAGGGGGAGAGGUACUCAUCCUAUCGGUUGUUGCGAUCUGUGAAGAACCGCUUUGGUUCAACAGAUGAGCUUGGGGUGUUUGAAAUGUCUGAGUCUGGUCUGCAAGUUGUCUCAAAUCCCAGUGAAAUGUUCUUAAGCGAGCAUAACUUUGAUUCUGAGAUCUUAGCUGGCCUUGCAGUUGCCGUGAUUGUAGAUGGUUCUCGGGCUUUUCUUGUUGAAAUUCAGGCGUUAUGUGUAUCUGGCUCAUCGGUCACAAGGCAUGUUAAUGGGUUACAAGAAAACAGAGCUGGCAUGAUAAUUUCUGUCCUUAUGAAGCAGGCAGGUCUAAAGCUGCAAGAUAAUGCCAUCUUUAUAAAUGUUGUUAGCGGAUUUAAGUUGACAGAGACUGCAGGAGAUCUUGCAGUAGCAGCUGCAAUUUGCAGCAG
Elaeis guineensis (African oil palm) is the source of this 2016-nucleotide messenger RNA. The record is from RefSeq and is a predicted model, not a curated record. Lineage: Eukaryota; Viridiplantae; Streptophyta; Magnoliopsida; Arecales; Arecaceae.